AAGAUAAAUAUAUUUUAAAACAACUCCCUUAAUAAGAAAACUGUCAUUUUGAAAUAUUUUAAGUCAAAAUGACAGUUUUCCACGUUAGUUAUUUCAAUAUUUAAAAAUAUUCAAGUUUUAUAAAGUGGAAACAUGCUUCAAUCUGUUAUAUCAGAUGGUUUUCUAACAUAGAGUAUGAACAUUUUCAGAUGGUUUUCUAAACAUAGAGCAUGAAUAUUUUUAGAUGGUUUUCUAACAUAGAGUAUGAAUAUUUUCAAAGUAAUAAAUGGUACGAAACCAGGUCAGUAUCAGACUGUUGAAGAUUCAAAAGAUUUACGUAUUCCAGUCCAAAAUGAAGAGGCAUUUGAGCAUGGAAUAUCUUUUAAUUGCAGGUAUAUUGGAACUGAAGAAAUUCCUCGGCCAAACAGUAGAGUUGAAAUAGUUGCUGCUAUGAGAAGGAUAAGAUAUGAACAUAAGUAUCGUAAUAUUAAGAAGCGUAGAGUAUUUCUGGCUGUAUCAGCUGAUGGUGUAAAAGUUACAUUGAGAAAGAAGAAAAAGAAAAAAAAGGGUAGUUUGUUAUUAGAAGACAGCAAUUUGUUUAUUAUGCAUUAUCCAAUAAAUAGGGUGUUUUAUGUUUCACAUGAUUCACAAGAUCUGAAAAUUCUGAGCUACAUUGCACGCAGUGAAGAUGGAAUUUUUAGAUGUAGCGUCUUUAAAGCACUAAAAAAUUCUCAGGCUAUGCAUAUAGUUCGUACAAUUGGACAAGCCUUCGAAGUGUGUCAUAAAAUUAACCUUGAAAGAGAGAAAAAUAAAUCUGCUAUUAGUCCUUCAGAGGAGAAUAAAACUGAGGCGGAAGCAGAUAAAGUAGAUAAGAAAAGUCCUGAUGAAACAGAUAUUGAUGAUGUUGAAGCCUGUGAAGAAACAAUAACCAGUUCUAAAGAAAUAGCCGAACAGCAUUAUUCAAAAGCUAAUCUGGUUACAGACAUUGAUACAGCUCGUGAAAUGAUCAAUCUACCUCCACCAUUAGUACCGCAGGGAACGAUAUCCGACCUCAAUGUACAAAUGCACGGACCAUUCACUUUAUUGGAGUUAAAGCAAGUUUAUCAUCAUCAGUUGUUGCAACAAAUGCAUGAAGCAGAAGCUGCAAGAAAUGAACUCUCUCGUAUUAGGAGUCAGUUAAAAACUGCAGAAGAAUGUAGAAUUCAAGCCCAGAACCAAGUCAAUCGGCUGUUAUCACAAAAUCGAGAACUUUCAUUUAUGUUACAAAAAGCCAUGUCAAAACUUCAAGAACGGUAUUGUUCCGCUACAGAUACCCCGUUAGAUGAUGCGUGGAUACUGAACCAGCUGUCGCAAAACGGGUUAGACUCGACUUCGAUAUAUUCAGGAACAACUGCUGGAUUAGGAAGUUUUCAAAUAGAUUUUACUUCAGAAAUAUUUGACAACUCUAAUGUAGGACCCAGUCCUCAACAUCAUUUCAACAAUAAUAAAUAUAAACUAAAUUCUAGCGGACAAGAUCAGUUUGCUAAUGAUAAAAAUUACUUGAGCUCUGCCAUCAACAAGAAUCCUUUUAUUUCUCAAAAUGAAGAAUCUGUAGAUAAUGUUCUCAUGACAAGCAAUAUUAAGAAAAGUUAUAAUGAAACCGCUUUAUUAGAAACGUGAUAGAUUAGUGCUAGGUUUAUUUUCAUAGUAAUAACAAAUUUUUGUGUAGGCUUUUUUAAUAUAUUAUUUGACUGAAAAUGAUGCGAAACCAUUAAAAUUAUAUAAAUUGUUUGAAACACUCGCUACUAUUUUUUUAUGUUUUACCUACAUCUAAACAACUCAAGCAGCACAAUUUCUUUAAUUUAUUCUUUUUUUUUUUUUUUUUUCCUUUCCAAAAUUAAUUUUUUCGUUCAGUUUUGUUUAUUUUAUGAACAUAGUAAAUGCAACUCAUAAUUUUUAAAAAGUUCAUCUCACUUAUCAUUUCAGUAUUUUUUUAAGUUUAUACAUUUUUACUAAACAUGUCUUUUUUGAAAUGAAAAUAAGUAUUUUAAAUUUUUAAAUUACAUGCAGUUUAAUUGUGAUUAUUUUAUAUUUUCUCUACAAAAUGUAUAUAGAAUUUCCUAAAUAAAAAAAGAGAAAUAUUUGUAGUCAUAAAA
Molecule: messenger RNA, 2114 nt
Organism: Hydra vulgaris (swiftwater hydra)
Lineage: Eukaryota; Metazoa; Cnidaria; Hydrozoa; Anthoathecata; Hydridae
Product: carboxyl-terminal PDZ ligand of neuronal nitric oxide synthase protein
Molecular function (GO): nitric-oxide synthase binding
Source: RefSeq, a predicted model, not a curated record